GAUCUUAUCUCUCUACUAGUUCUGUUCAAAAUAGCCUUGAUACGAUGAAGGAUUUAUGUUACCCCCACUUCAAAUAAAAAGUACUGAGGGAUGGAUUUCAUUGCUGCCCUGUGGCACUGUAGAAGCCAGGGCUGCACUUGCAAUAUUCAUCACUGGUUUGUGUCACACAGAGGAUUUAUUGCAGGAAGAAUCCAUCUCCAAGAAAAUGAAUAGUCAAUAUGUGCGCUUUGAAGUGUUUGGAUGUGAAACUGAGGAAUUAACAGAUUUCUGGGAAAAGACAAUUGAAAAACAAACUAAGCAUCUCCAAAUUGAAAAAGAACGUCAACAGAGAAGUGCUCUGCCAAAACUCAGAACUGAAUGGAAGGAGAGGUUGGAAAAAAGGAUACAGAUGAUGAAGACUCAAAAUGAAGAGCCUGCUAGUUGAAGGCUUCUUACACAUUUGAGAAAAGAAGGAAAAAUGUUUUGCAGAAGAAAACCAUAGUGUACCCAAUUUAUUUUUAUUUACAAGCUUACAAGAUUUAUUUUACAGCACCAUUAUCAUGUAGGGAGUUCAUAUGUGAAACCUCAACUACUGCUUAUGAGACCUAUUAUCUAUGUGACCCCCUAAUUCAGUGA
This is a messenger RNA of Dermochelys coriacea (leatherback sea turtle), 615 nucleotides long. Its product is annotated as protein FAM240B-like. NCBI's taxonomy places the organism in Eukaryota, Metazoa, Chordata, Testudines, Dermochelyidae. The coding region runs from base 56 to 424 and encodes 122 amino acids. The record is from RefSeq and is a predicted model, not a curated record. The transcript is spliced from 3 exons.